This is a messenger RNA of Triticum turgidum subsp. durum (durum wheat), 1260 nucleotides long. NCBI's taxonomy places the organism in Eukaryota, Viridiplantae, Streptophyta, Magnoliopsida, Poales, Poaceae. The record is from the annotation of a GenBank genome assembly.
AUGGCGUCCCUCCUGGAGAUCUUCGUGGGAUCCUGUUCCUCCUCGGCGCCGCCGGUGGACUGGGAGGCGGAGGCCUACCCGGAGUACGCCGACUACGCCGUCCUCCCCCUGCUCCUCGCCUUCUUCCCCGCCCUGCGCCUCCUCCUCAACCAGUUCCUCUUCGAGGAUGCGUUUGGUGCGUGGGCAGUGAGUCCACUUGGCCUGGGAUAUCUCUCUUGUUUUCCCAUCCAAGAGUUGGAUGAGCCAGUUCUGGGCACGCUCAAGGCGUCCACAGGUCUCAACGUUGACCCGGAAAAGCUUCCUGCAAGAUUUUCAAACCGUGUUGAUAUCGAUCGGUUCAUGGUGUUAGCAAGACGACUUAUAUUUGGAAAGGGAUAUGACAAGCUUGCUGAAACAGAUGAAAGGAGAAAGAAAAUCAAUAAAUUUAAGGAAUCGGCAUGGAAAUUUGUUUAUUAUCUUUCUGCAGAACUCUUUUCACUAUCUGUAACAUACAAUGAAUCGUGGUUUACAAAUACAAGAUACUUUUGGGUAGGGCCUGGCGAGCAGCUGUGGCCUGACCAAAAGAUGAAGCUGAAGCUUAAGGCUGUAUACAUGUAUGCUGCUGGAUUUUACGUAUAUUCUAUCUUUGAUCUUCUGUUGUGGGAAACAAGACGCAAGGACUUCGGAGUCAUGAUGUCUCACCAUGUGGCAACUAUUGUUCUGAUUGUUGUGUCCUAUAUUUGCAGAUUAUCUCGUCCUGGCUCGGUCAUUUUACCCCUCCAUGAUGCAAGUGAUAUAUUCCUAGAGAUCGGAAAGAUGGCCAAGUACAGUAGCUGUGAGUGGCUAGCUGUUGUAGCAUUUCUACUUUUUGUGGCUUCGUGGAUCCUUCUUCGGCUAAUAGUUUUUCCUUUCUGGAUCCUAAGAAGCACAAGUUAUGAAAUAGCUAUGAUCGUGGACAACGAGAACAGAAAAAUCUACAGAACCUCGUACUAUUAUCUUUUCAACACUCUCUUGUUUUCACUUCUGAUUCUGAAGGCGAAAACAACCAUGAAGAUUAAGCUGAAGGUUGUUGGAUGCUUAACUGAAGAACUGUAUAGUUCGCAGUUGGGAAUGAGAAUGGUGCAAGCGGGUUGUAUAAAGAAUGAGAAUGUCAAGGAGGAGCUAGUUAGCAUAUCCAUUAGGAGGAAAUUCAGGCACAAAACGAAAACUGAAAGGGCUCGAAUCUCUGUGCCACUGGAACAAGCCUCCUUGAUGUAUCUUUUUUGUAGAUUGAAUGUAUGA